Daucus carota subsp. sativus is the source of this 884-nucleotide messenger RNA. Its product is annotated as protein ULTRAPETALA 1. Gene Ontology annotation, molecular function: DNA binding. Gene Ontology annotation, cellular component: nucleus; cytosol. The coding region runs from base 164 to 871 and encodes 235 amino acids. The transcript has 4 exons. The record is from RefSeq and is a predicted model, not a curated record. NCBI's taxonomy places the organism in Eukaryota, Viridiplantae, Streptophyta, Magnoliopsida, Apiales, Apiaceae.
AAAAGAAAGCAGUAAUAAACCAGUUCACAUUCACAACACAAGCCCUCUUUUCUUUAUCCACAGAAACCCUCGAUUCACUCCCCUCCCUCUAUAUAUUCUCCGUAUAUCAUACUUCCCCCAGAUCUCCACUCCUUCCAGACCUAAAGAGAUUUCCUGGGGAAAAAUGGAGGGGAGUCCAAGAGAAAGUGUGACGAAUGGCGCGUCGAUGUUCAACGAGGAAGAUACGAGAGAGAUAUAUGGGCUGAGGGUUUGCGAGGAUCAUGUUGAUGUGACUUGCGGAUGCACUAGUCAUCAAUACGGUGAUGCUGUUGGGACUCUUAGGGUUUUUCCUAAUGGUGAUCUUGAAAUCAACUGUGAAUGCACCCCUGGUUGUGACGAAGACAAGUUAACCCCAGCUGCAUUUGAGAAGCAUUCUGGAAGAGAAACUGCCAGAAAGUGGAAGAAUAAUGUUUGGGUCAUAUCUAAUGGUGAGAAGGUCCCACUGGCAAAGACAGUACUUCUGAAGUACUACAAUCAAACAACUAAAUAUGGCAAUGGACGACCUCAAAUCAGUCGCGGCCAUCGUGAUGAGUUUGUUACUUGUACUCAGUGUGGCAAGAUGCGAAGGUUCCGACUCCGUAACAAAGAAGAAUGUCGAGUUUACCAUGAUGCUUCGAGAGAUGUAAACUGGAAAUGUUCUAAUUCACCAGAUAAAAGGGUGUCAUGUGGAGACGAGGAGGAACGAGCUAGUCGAAGAGUUUACCUUGGAUGUUCCCGUUCUCAAACAUGCGGAGGCUGUACAUCCUGCGUAUGUUUUGGAUGUAAAACUUGUCGUUUUUCAGAUUGUAGCUGCCAGACAUGUAAGGAUUUCACUAUGAAUGCCAAAAAUUGAACUCCCCAACCUA